UCAACUCAAAAAUUGAAAAAUUGAAAAAUCUUAGAUUGUGAUAAUCUCACACUUAGAUUGUGAUAAUCUUCACUCUUUUGAAUUAGCAAUUGAUUUUCUUAAUCUCCCCCCCUCCCUUAAGAUCCCCUCUUCUCUGUCUCCCCCUUUCUGUCUUUGAUUUUCUGUGUUUUCAAGUCUUAAUUUCUCAGUCAGUGGAUUCAUUAUUUUCUAUCCAUUGAAACUGUUUUUUUUUUCCUUCCAUUUUUUGAGUCUUUUAUUUUGAAUUUUUUCCUUAAUUUUUUUUCUUUUGAUUAGUAAUGGCAGAAGCUACAAAUUUUUAUGGUAGCAGUGAUGAUAAUAGUAGUAAUGGAGGUGUAUAUAGUGGUACAGAUCCAUUUAGAGGAGAAUUAAUGCAAGCACUUGAACCUUUUAUUCCCAGUGCUUCAUUAACACAUCCUGAUCUUCCUUCUUCUUCAUUUUCAUUUUCUUCUUCUUCACUUUCUUCUUCAUUUUCUUCAUCUCCUUUCACUCUAUCUUCUUCACAAUCACAGCCUGAUUUUUGUUCACCAUCUACAGAUACCCAAAUGUUUUCUCAAGGGUAUUCUGGUAAUUAUUCUGAUCAAUUAUCUGGUGCUGGUGUUUCUUCUUCUUCUCCCUUUAAUCAUCUUAAUUUGGCUCAGAUUCAACAAAUUCAGAACCAAAUGUAUCUUCAACAACAACAGAAUUCAUACAUGAAUAUGAUUUCACAACAACAACAACAACAUUUCAGGACAACAGCCCAGAAUUCAUACAUAUGUCCAAAAUCAAUUCCAAUGAAGGCAAUGGGUUUGCCAACAACAGCAAAACCCACAAAGCUGUACAGGGGAGUUAGACAGAGACAUUGGGGAAAAUGGGUUGCAGAGAUUAGACUACCCAGGAACAGAACAAGGCUUUGGUUAGGUACUUUUGAUACUGCUGAGGAAGCUGCUAUGGCUUAUGAUAAAGCUGCUUACAAGCUUAGAGGUGAUUUUGCAAGACUCAAUUUCCCACAUCUCAAGCAUCAAUUAUCUAGUGCUGGUGCUGGGAAAUUUGGGGAUCAACAAAAUAAACCUACUUCAACUGUUGAUGCAAAGCUUGAAGCUAUUUGUCAGAGUUUGGCUAUUAAUAACUCUGCCUCUCAGAAACAAGGGAAAAUUUCCAAGCCUGCUAGAGUUUCUAGUAAGAAGACUAAGAAGAUCAUGGUCACUGAAGCUGCUGCUGUUGAUUCAAGUCAAUCAGUGGUUACUGAGAUGGAUUCAUCAUCAAAUUGUGAAAUGGGUUCUUUAUUUACAGAUGUUUACAAGGUGAAAAAUGAAACACUAUCACCACCACCAUUAAUGGUGUCUGAAAGUAGUAGUGAUGGUAAUUGUUCUUCACCUGAAUCUGGUGUUGAAGUCCCUGAUUUCGCAGAACAAGCAUGGAAUGAUGAUUUGUCUUCAUCAGCAAAUUUCAUGUUGAGGAAAUAUCCUUCUUAUGAGAUUGAUUGGGAUGCUGUGGAUGCCAUCCUUCCUAUGUGAAGCUUCAUCUUUCUUUCAUUUCUUUAAGGGUUUUAAGUUCAGUUUAGUAGUAUCUUUCUCUAAUUUAACUACUGCAGAUGUAAUUUUUUAAAGCAUUUGCAGGGUUCAGUGAGUUAGAUUUCAGGUUAAUUAGUAUAAUGUUUAAUUUUCUGUCACACUCUGGUCUGCAAGUUAUUUUUUUUAUUUGCAUGAUCAGAGAUAGAAGAAUCUAUUAAUCAAUGUAAAAUGCUGUAAUUUGAAGGCAUUAAUUGAAUAUUAAGUAGCAGUACAUUUUUCUUAAUG
Papaver somniferum (opium poppy) is the source of this 1796-nucleotide messenger RNA. RefSeq names its product ethylene-responsive transcription factor RAP2-4-like. Gene Ontology annotation, biological process: regulation of DNA-templated transcription. The coding region runs from base 297 to 1514 and encodes 405 amino acids. The record is from RefSeq and is a predicted model, not a curated record. Gene Ontology annotation, molecular function: DNA-binding transcription factor activity; DNA binding. NCBI's taxonomy places the organism in Eukaryota, Viridiplantae, Streptophyta, Magnoliopsida, Ranunculales, Papaveraceae. The transcript has a single exon.